Parnassius apollo (apollo) is the source of this 711-nucleotide messenger RNA. Lineage: Eukaryota; Metazoa; Arthropoda; Insecta; Lepidoptera; Papilionidae. The record is from the annotation of a GenBank genome assembly.
AUGUCGCCGCCAACGGCUGCGCAGGUGCUCGCCGCUAUGCGCGCGCUGUGUACGCUGCAAGGCCUGCGCCGCGUGCACACGUUGCGUGACAACACGCACUACUUCCGCCGCAGAAAAAGAGGCAAUUUCACAGCAGAUUUAGAAAACUAUGAUAGUGGGCCAAUGGCAUUGCAAAAUUAUUCCCAGGAGAUCCCGGGUAAAGACAAUUCACCCACAUCUUUAACAUCACAAAAGAACUAUAACAAAGUUUCUCCUACAUAUGUAGGUAUGCAACAAAAUAUUUUAUCAACGCCGCAGAGAAAUAAUAACAGCGCGGAGCAAUCAGCUGGCAUUACGCAUACAACAAGUGUUAAAGAAUUGUGUAGUGCUAUCUCGCCUAAGCAGGUAAAGGAAGCUAAUGAAUUAGCUCGUGUUAGUGGUAAAACGAAUAAACGGUUGUGCGAGAUGGGCGUGGUGACAUACGGGCAUGAAGACUCGCUAGUGGUGCCGAUGAUGGUGUUUACAUUGAGUAACAUAUCAGCCACUCUGGAGCGUCUCACGGCGCGCGAUGUCGCCACCGUAGACGUAGGAUUCCCUGCCACGCCGCUAUACAAAAGUCGAUUACGGUUCUGCCUGUCUGCGGCACACAGUCGAGAGCAGCUGGACACGUGCCUCGCUGCCAUACAAGAAGUCGUCGAGGAGCUCGGCCUGCAGUAUUCGCGGCGGCGCUAG